ACUUGUUGUUGUUAUCCGAACAUAUCAGUUGGCGGCGAGAUAAAAGUGAAAGUGAAGGUUGAACAAAAGAAGCAAAAGAGCAGACAUAUCAGUGGGCAGUGUUACGAGCGUUGGCAAGGAGUUGGUUGCUUUUCGGGAGCGCAAUUGUUAUCGCGGUUCGUGGAAUACGGAAGGAUUUUUCGGAAGAAGUGGUCAUUAUACGGAGAAUUAGAGUGUGAUGCUAUAUCCGGCCGCGUGAGAAUAGUGGCUUUGGCAGUUGGUGAUUCGCACAAGGUGAUAUCUUGUCCGGCGAAAAGUUUUACGGAAAGUGUUAUUGUGUGAGGCCAUUCUAAUUGUGGUAUUCUUUGUUGUGCUUUCAGCCGGUCGAAAAGCGACGCCUGAGCAAUUUUCACGGUGGUGUUUCUUUGGGUCUGUGAACGGAAUUACAAAUCGGUUACGUGUAGGAAGGAAUAACUAGUACUGAGAACGGUGGUUUCGACGGCCACGGAAGUGCAACUUUAAGGAACGGCCCAAGCCGGCGACCGGUCAACAGCGGAUUGCAGCGAGAUCAGGACAUCUCCAGUUGCGGCUAGACAGGUACGUGGACAAUUGCAUGAGCAUUUUUCCAUAAACUUUUAAUUUUGAUUGUGUAUAAUACUGAUUCGGUGCAGUCAAAAUGGCGUUGAUCGGCACAAUCGACCCGUACGUCCCCGGCACCAGUUUUUCGAAUUACGUAGAGUUAAUUGAAUAUUUUUUUUCAUCAAACAAUAUUGCGGAAGAACGGAAGAAAGACAUAUUCAUGAGUUGUGCGGGACUAGCGGUGUUUGAAGAAUUGAAACUCUUGUAUCCAGCCACGGAUCUUAAGACGUUAACAUACGCGGAAAUAACGAAAAAAUUGAAAGAACGACUAGACAAAAUUGAUUCUGAAAUAAUGUUGCGUUUUAAGUUUCGCUGUAGACGGCAAAGCCCUACGGAAAGUGGAGAAAAUUAUGUUCUGGCGGUUAAACAUUUGGCUGAAUCGUGCGAUUUUGGCGCGUUUCGUGACUCCGCUAUUCGUGAUCAAUUGGUUUUCGGUGUAUAUAAUAGGGAGCUUCAAAAGCGACUGUUAAAUGAAGAAGAAUUGAAUUUGCGUUCGGCUGAAAGGAUAAUUAAGGGAUUUGAAAUGGCGAACAACAACAGCCUUUAUUUUGCCGAAACAGCAGCUGGAGCUGGAGUAAAUUCUGUUAAGAAUCGCCUAGGGAACAGACAGUCUAGGGUGGAUAGAUAUGAUCGCGACCGUAGUAGGUCGUGGGACAAAAAAUUCAGUAAAAAUGGAGAUUCGCGUGCAGUUUAUAGGAAAUAUGAAGGACGGGAAGGACGAUCAAGGUCGGGCCAACGGAAUUCGAGCCGGGGCAGAUACGCCAAUUUUGUCUGCCAUUUUUGUAGGAAGCGGGGCCACAUCCAGAAGAAUUGUUAUCGAUAUAAGGAUAGUCAAGGAGAUUCGGUCAAUUCGGUGAAGGAGGUCACAAAGCCAAAAGAAGUCCACGACUAUUUCAAGAGACUCCGAGUAGACUACGAUUCUGAAAGUGAGGAAGAAGAUCUCAAUCGGAACAGCCCUCAUCUCGGCCCACAAGGGGCAGGUGAAGAUUCGGAGUCAGACUGGACGAAGGCGUAAUGUGACGCUCCAGCUACCCAAGCCGAUCAACGAGGAUGAUGCCAUCAACAAGAGAGGGUCGAAGAGAAAGUAUCAACACCUGGAAGAAAGCGAGGAAGAGUUUAGAGGGUUCACUCCUAGUCCCGAACCACCACUACCAGCAUCUCGCGAACUU
Messenger RNA from Aedes albopictus (Asian tiger mosquito), 1787 nucleotides. RefSeq lists its product as uncharacterized. NCBI's taxonomy places the organism in Eukaryota, Metazoa, Arthropoda, Insecta, Diptera, Culicidae. Bases 656 to 1633 code for a protein of 325 amino acids. The transcript has 2 exons. Gene Ontology annotation, molecular function: zinc ion binding; nucleic acid binding. The record is from RefSeq and is a predicted model, not a curated record.